GACUAUUCCUAGCGACAUAUAAUAUAUGCUUCUACCACCCUAUCUGCAACCUCUGUCUCGCUAGAUUCAACUCGAAGCCCAUUAUCGAUUCUUCUCCAUUAUGCUAAACCUGAUCUCAAUUCUCGCCAUUGGCUUGGGGUCGGCCACUGUGGCAAGUGCGGCCCUGCUGGAACUGCCUAUGAUCGUCGACAAUGGUUAUACAUUGGUAAACCUGAACAUUGGUACCCCGCCACAGCCGCGCCGACUGCUAUUCGACACCGGCAGCGGAUCUACCUGGAUCGUGGACUCGACCUGCGCCCGAAACUGCACCAACUCUAGCGGUUGGACUCGGACCGGAUAUGAUAUCGACGUCUCGAAGACAGGUAAAUACACUGGCGACGCUGGAGAGAUAAGAUAUGUCUCCGGCAGUAGUACCGGUGGGCCCACUGUGGAAGACAGGGCAUGGAUUGGGGAUGUGUCGUGGAAGCAGCAGUUCCUAGCUGCUAACAGAUCGACCUGGCCUGCUUUGCCUGCAGAGGGAUUCAUGGGCCUGGCGUUCAAUACCAUCCGUCUGGGAGACGCCCGUGUACUCCCUUGGACGAUGAUGCACAAAAACGUCCUAGACAAGCCACAAUUUUCUCUCUACUAUGGAAAUGGGUCAACAGAUGCCAAUAACCGCACUGGAGGCUUGUUGACAUUUGGUGGUUCGAGAGAGGAGGAAUACAUAGAGGGUGAAAUGGCCGAAGUACCCGUUGUAAAGCGGAAUGGGGAGUUUCAGCUCUGGCGUUCAAACCUUUUGGGUAUCAGCGGAUCUUUCACCACAACUAAUGGCACCAGCAUCCCGCCGAUUGAGACCAGCUUGUUCAACAAUACGGCCAUUUUUGACACUGGGGCUGCAGCUAUGUAUUUUCCGGCUACAGUGGCAAACCAGCUCUACGCAUCAAUCGGUUGGGACCAGGACAGGUUCAGCAACGGUCACUUCCCACACUGCUCUGAGUUCAACAACACUUGGUCAGUGACCUUUACAUUUGGCGGAGAUAAUGACGAAGCUCUUGCCAAUGUAACCAUGACUGGAGAUAUGUUCGCUAUGCCCGGUUUCGCAAAUCGAGAGGAAUUAUGCUGGCCCCCAUUUCAGACGCAGAACAGUCCGAACGUCUCGCUACUAGGCAAAACCAUGCUGUCAUCAUUCUACACAGUAUUUGAUUUCGGGGACUUUGAUGAGAACCGUUACAAACCAACUGUCAGUUUCGGCAACUUGAAGGAAAAGCACAUUGGGUAAAUGGAAGAGUAGUGGUCAUAUGUCAAGCACUAAGGGUUCAUAUCAUUAAUACAGCAUGUAUCUGCAUGUGAUGUAGGGAAAAUAGACAGCUAGAUAAAAAGAUACCCGGUCAGUUCAUCCCAUAGACUGACUGGCAUGCUUGAUCGACCAUGUACUGUAUUGGUGCGGAAGGUUUUAGAUGACUAGUUGUGUGCGGUUUGUGCUUUUAAUUCCCCCCUGACAAACGGGUAAAAUUUAAGUCUUAGAGAUCCGCAAGUUGCCCUGUAAAUGUGGG
Colletotrichum godetiae is the source of this 1532-nucleotide messenger RNA. RefSeq names its product aspartic peptidase domain-containing protein. Gene Ontology annotation, cellular component: fungal-type vacuole. The transcript has 3 exons. NCBI's taxonomy places the organism in Eukaryota, Fungi, Ascomycota, Sordariomycetes, Glomerellales, Glomerellaceae. Bases 101 to 1258 code for a protein of 385 amino acids. The record is from RefSeq and is a predicted model, not a curated record. Gene Ontology annotation, biological process: proteolysis. Gene Ontology annotation, molecular function: aspartic-type endopeptidase activity.